GGCUGAGCGGCUGGGCGGUGGCAGUGCACGUAAGCGUAGACAACUCUUGGGCUAUGGUAGUGGUGGCAUCCACGCAGAGCCCGGCCGCCGGGGCCCCCAAAGUGCUUCUCCUGUCCGGCAAGCCCGCCGCCGCCGCUGCUGCCGGAGCCCCGGCCGGCCGGAAUGUGCCGCUCAUGCUGCCGAGCCAGCGAGGGGCCAGUCCAGAGGCAGAGAGCGGAGGGCCACCCCAGGCACGAAAGCGACAGCGCCUCACACACCUGAGCCCCGAGGAGAAGGCGCUACGGAGGAAACUGAAAAACAGAGUAGCAGCUCAGACUGCCAGAGACCGAAAGAAAGCUCGAAUGAGUGAGCUGGAACAACAAGUGGUAGAUUUGGAAGAAGAGAACCAAAAACUCUUGCUAGAAAAUCAACUUUUAAGAGAGAAAACCCAUGGCCUUGUUGUGGAGAACCAGGAGUUAAGACAGCGUUUGGGGAUGGAUGCCCAGGUUACUGAAGAGGAGGAAGAGACCAAGGGGAAUGAAGUGAGGCCAGUGGCCGGGUCUGCUGAGUCCGCAGCACUCAGACUACGUGCAUCUGCAGCAGGUGCAGGCCCAGUUGUCACCCCUCCAGAACAUCUCCCCAUGGAUUCUGACAGCGUUGACUCUUCGGACUCUGAGUCUGAUAUCCUGUUGGGUAUUUUGUUCAACUUGGACCCAGUCAUGUUCCUCAGAUGUCCUUCUCCAGAGUCAACCAGCAUGGAGCAGCUCCCAGAGGUCUACCCAGAAGGACCCAGUUCCUUACCAACCUCCCCUUCUCCAUCACUGGGGACGUCAUCAGCCAAGCUGGAAGCCAUUAAUGAACUGAUUCGUUUUGACCACGUAUAUACCAAGCCCCUAGUCUUAGAGAUACCCUCUGAGACAGAGAGCCAAGCUAAUGUGGUAGUGAAAAUUGAGGAAGCACCUUCCAGCCCCUCAGAGAAAGAUCACCCUGAAUUAACUGUUUCAGUGAAGGAAGAACUUGUAGAAGAUGACUUCAUUCCAGAGCUGGAUAUCCCAGAUCUCCUUUCAUCCAGCCACUGCCUGAAGCCAUCUUCCUGCCUACUGGAUGCUUACAAUGACUGUAGAUAUGAGGGCUCUCCUUCCCCUUUCAGUGACAUGUCCUCUUUGCUUGGUGCAGACCAUUCUUGGGAGGACAGUUUUGCCAAUGAACUUUUCCCCCAGCUAAUUAGUGUCUAAGGAAUGCUCCAAUAGUGCCCUUUUCCUUGACUAUUACACUGCCUGGAAGACAGCAGAGAAGCCUGUUUGUGCUUCAUUCAAAAGCCAAAGUAGAAAGUACACAACAAUUUGUCUAUUCAAACCUUACCGGUCACCCUACGUAUUGUCUUUUGACAUUACUCAGAUAUAGUACUACGGUGCAGAAUUACAGCUAUUGAGGUUGUACCUUUAUCUUAAGGGCAGCAGUUUGCCCUAAAAUACUUAUGUAGAGGACAUCAGACAGGGAAUUUAUGAAUGGCCCUUUAUCAUCUCUCCCUUCUCAGCAUCCCAGGCUUGCCUCCAAUUUUAGGUCCUUUAGUUUGCUUCCGUAAACAAAGAAACCUACUUGAGGGGGCUCCUUUUCCCUCAUGUACAGUUCCAGUAAAGAUCAAGAAUCUUUUAUAAUGUUAUAGAAAUUUACUAUGUAAAUGCUUGAUGGAAUCUUUCCCUGCUAGUGUAACUUUUGAAGGUGCUUUCUCCAUUUAUUUAAAACUACCCAUGCAAUUAAAAAGUGCAAUGCAGUGUCUUUGUUCU
Pteronotus mesoamericanus is the source of this 1766-nucleotide messenger RNA. RefSeq names its product X-box binding protein 1 (gene XBP1). NCBI's taxonomy places the organism in Eukaryota, Metazoa, Chordata, Mammalia, Chiroptera, Mormoopidae. Gene Ontology annotation, molecular function: DNA-binding transcription factor activity, RNA polymerase II-specific; RNA polymerase II transcription regulatory region sequence-specific DNA binding. Gene Ontology annotation, cellular component: nucleus. Gene Ontology annotation, biological process: regulation of DNA-templated transcription. The record is from RefSeq and is a predicted model, not a curated record.